AUGAUGACUAUGAAAUUAAUGUACUAUGAUGAAGUUACACCACCAGAUUAUGAACCACCGGGAUUUAAAGCAGCAGAUUCAGAUGGUUUUCUUUUUGAUGAUGAACCUAUGAAUAUUAAAGUUGGAGAUGUAUCAACAAGUAAAGAUGAGAAUAAAGACUGAUGGUAAACAAUUUGAAAUGAAAGAAGAAGAGGAUACGACAUCAAAUAAAGCAGAAAUAAAUGACACUGGAUUGGAGGAAGUUGCUACGGAAGCAGAUUCACAGAUGGAUUUUGUACAGUCCAAUAAAAAGGAAGAAGAAAGCCGUUUUGAAGUAAAACAACAUCAGAUCCAAGAUACCAAAGAAGCAGAUGUUGACAUACCUGAAGAAAGUCCAGCAAAACCAGAAGGUAAAAGACAAGAAAAGAUAGAAGAAGCUGCUCUAUCAGAAAGAAGUGAGGGUCAAGAUGAAUUUGGUGUUCGAUGUCCAUGUGGCUGCAAUGAAGAUGAUGGUUUGAUGAUUUUAUGUGCUGCUUGUAAAUUCUGGCAGCAUGGUGUCUGUUUUCAAAUAUUGGAUGAAGAUGUUGCACCAGCAGAACAUAUUUGUGAUGUCUGUGCCCAGCCUGGUGUUACUGGUAAAGAACCAACUGAUCAUAGUCUGGUGGGAAUGACCCCAAUAACAGUGCAGGCAACAUGUCUAUGGCGAAGAGCAUUGUUGGCAUCUUUGGAAUUAAACAGGGUACUGGCUUCCCAUUUAGCAAGACGACUGGGUGUAGAGGCUACAGUUGCACAAGGUUUAAUCAACAGACUGGAAAAAGAGGGUUUUGUCAGAAAUGCUGGAAAGGGAAAAAGGUUAGGAAAAUUGGUGGAAAAGUCAAAAAUACGAAAUGAAGGCUUACUGAAAUAUCUUAGUAGGAAACUCAACCCUUCAAAAAUUGGUAGGGAUAUGGACACAAACGAUACUCAGGUGACUGAUUCACAGAGGAGCCAGAAACAACCUGUUCAUAAUUCAAGAAAUACUCAACAAGAUGUUGAUAGUUUAGUAGCCCAGACAGAGAGUAUUAAUAUCAGUGGUAAAAAAAAUAAAAGUAGUGAAAGAAAUAAGAAGACUAGUACGAAUAUGGAAGGUAUUGAAUCAAGUCAGAAUAACAGUAGUGGAAUAGGAAAGAAAAGGGUACAUUCUAAAGUUAAUGAGGCCCAAGAUUUUGAAAUCUGUACAAGUCAAGAUCAAGAUAAUUUUGAACCAACACAUCGUCGUAGAAGAAAAUCUAGCAUUGUUACAAAAGCUAUCAUGGUUUAAUUUAGAACCAAUAAAUUAUUAAUUGUUCAGACAAAUGUUAUAUUAUUUUAAUUGGGUAUACAAAUUUACAUGUUAUUUCUUGUACAUUAAUUCAAUAUUUAUUAGAGACUUUUGGCAAGCGUAAAUUCCUGGUCUGUAUCCGUAUCGAUUUUGCGUGUGAUGUCGUAUCGAACAGCUUUCAUACAGUAAAGGUCACUUCAUUGUCCUUCUACAGUCUUUUUUGCUACUUUUAGAUGCUGAAAUGUUGUACCAUAGAGUUUUUAUGAAUCUAUUUGUAUCAUAGAACACAAAGGUGUAUAUUUGAUGUGAUUUAACCAUGAUAAAGGCUGGACUUUAUUCAUUAUUUUUGAGGAGUUUUUCUCGAAAUUAUCUGCAUGCUGGUUGAUCUACAUGCUAAAUUUAGGGAGGUAAAAGGGUAUAAACUUUCUAAAAUGAUACAUUAGUGAAACCAAAAAUUGCUGUCGAGUCGAGGUCAAAGAUUCUUAAUAAGAUUCAACAUUAAUUUUUUUUUUAAUAGCUCAGCGACUGUCGAGUGACUUUACUCCCUCCAGGAAUUUGUAGGCUAGGCACUUGACUAGUACUGAUGGUAAUCUUGGUAGAUAACUGCUAUCUGUAAUAGAACUAAGCUCAGCUCAGCUACUCAUACGUACGCGGAAUGAAAAUCUACCUAAACUCUAUAACUACAUUGACGCAACAUACCACGUAUCUGUAUCUUAUACGUGAUACGAAUGGGAAAAAUUCUGGUUGCCAAAAGUCUCUAUUAUGUCCAUUUGGAAGUGUGUUUAAAGAUUCAUCUAUUUAAUUCAUGAACAUAUAAAUAUGAUGCAAUUAUGUUCCCUGUACUUGUUGUUUAUUCACUGUUAUGUUAUAGAAUAUAUUAAUACAUCAUCCUGCUAAUUUAUCACAACAAACAUAUAAAUAUGAUGCAAUUAUGUUCACUGUACUUGUUAUUUAU
Messenger RNA from Patella vulgata (common limpet), 2234 nucleotides. RefSeq lists its product as uncharacterized. The transcript has 13 exons. Bases 128 to 1279 code for a protein of 383 amino acids. The record is from RefSeq and is a predicted model, not a curated record. NCBI's taxonomy places the organism in Eukaryota, Metazoa, Mollusca, Gastropoda, Patellidae.